Penicillium psychrosexuale is the source of this 1242-nucleotide messenger RNA. RefSeq lists its product as uncharacterized. The record is from RefSeq and is a predicted model, not a curated record. NCBI's taxonomy places the organism in Eukaryota, Fungi, Ascomycota, Eurotiomycetes, Eurotiales, Aspergillaceae. Bases 1 to 1242 code for a protein of 413 amino acids. The transcript has a single exon.
AUGCAUUUUUCUAUUCCAAUUCACCUGGGAGUGGUGCUCCUUGCGAGUCUCAUUAAUGCCAGUGUGAUCGUAUGUCCAAGUGGCCUCGGUGGGAAAGCACUCUACCUCCAGUCGAAUGAACAACAAAACGCUGUAAUUUCUAUCGCAAUAGGAAAUGAUGGCAAGCUCCACGGUGGCAUUACUACCUUGACAGGCGGCAUGGGCGGUGAUGGUAUCAACGGGAUGACCCAUGCACCUGCUGGCCCCGAUGCUCUUUCGUCGCAAGGCUCUGUCUUUGUCAUCGACGAUGUGAGUUUCCUUGUGACCUCUUCCGUGCACUCUCAGGCUAACUCGAACUUGCAGCUUGUCUUCGUGGUGAACGCAGGAUCAAAUACCUUGAGCAUGUUCAGAAUCAACAAAUUUGAUCCAACAAAAAUAUCACGAGUUGGGAAGCCAGCGAAAAUUCCUGGUGAAUUUCCCGUAACUGUUACAGCUUCAAUCAAGCGAAAAACGGCUUGCGUGGGAUACACUGGGGCCAAAUCCGGCGUUUCCUGCGCUGAAUUCACGCCAGAGGGCCUGCAGCAGAUGGAUCAAGUGAUUGAUUUCGAACUCCACCAAACCACACCUCCUGUUGGGCCAACAAAUACAGUCGCACAGGUCUUCUUUGCCGCAAACGAUACACGUCUAAUCACCACGGUGAAGGGGGACCCAUCUGCUGGCAAAGCAGGCUUUGUAUCUGUCCUGCCAUUCAAAGAUUCGUGUUCGUCGGUCUUCGAGAGUCAUGAUAUUCGAAGCUCUCCGCCCAAUACGGCAGUGCUAUUUGGUGGUGUUGAAAUUCCCGGCACAUCUGAUCUAUUCAUCACGGACGCAUCUUUCGGAGCCACUGUUCUUAGCCUAGAUGACGUCACCGACCAAGUCUCUCUCAAGCACAAGAUCACCAUCGAAAACCAGAAAGCCACGUGUUGGGCUACCUACUCUCCGUUGCGAGAGAGUGUAUUUUUAACCGAUGCAGCAUCUAACAGACUGGUUGAAGUCCGCAAUGAUGGCUCGAAGAUCUUAACGAUCCUGGACUUGAGAAAUGGCGACCCUGGUCUCACCGAUGUCAGAGCUAUCGGCCAUUAUGUAUACGCACUUUCCCCAGGAAAUGGCACCACAGUCGCUGCAAUCACCGUUGUUGACUCUUUCGAGGGCCGGCAGAUCCAGCAUUUUGAGCUGGAUAAGUUGGGCGCUGGUCAGCGGUCACAAGGUUUAGCCAUAUUUUGA